Molecule: messenger RNA, 723 nt
Organism: Fraxinus pennsylvanica
Lineage: Eukaryota; Viridiplantae; Streptophyta; Magnoliopsida; Lamiales; Oleaceae
Source: the annotation of a GenBank genome assembly
AUGGAGAGGAAUUUCCAAGAAAUUGAAGAACAAAAUGGAAAUAACUUUGUUGAUCGAUAUAAUGGGGAUGGACCUCCAACGGAUGACGUCUGCCCGAUCUGCCUUGAUCUCUUCACCAUACCUUGUAGAAGCAAUUGCAGACACUGGUUCUGCGCCAAUUGCAUCCUUCAGUUCUGGAUGUAUGUAUCAGUGAUUCAGCCGUGCAAAUGCCCCUUAUGUGGUCUCCCAAUUACAAACUUGGUUUUGGAUAUGUCUCAACUUGUUCAACCAGGAGAGGAUGUUGAAGAAGUUAUCAGAAAUGUGAAGCACUAUAAUUGCCUUUUUGUUGGUGGAUUGCAUGCUUUUUUCCUGAAAGUACUAAUGUUGCCGUUCUUUAUCAAGAAAGCGUUCAGAUUUUUGAUGGAUCUGGAGGCUUUGACAUGUGUCCUAUGUGUAAUGCGCUUCGUUGGGUUGCUGCUAAUUCUUUUCUAUGGGAUGAAGGAAUUUCAGUUUAUCUCGAUUGGAGCAUUCGGGAUAAUAAAAAUCUUUGAAGUUGAGGCUAACUUAUUACUCGCCAGUCUCUUUGUCUACAAUAUGUGGCAGCGGUGGGAGCUUAGAGGUCUUGAAAGGCGUCUAGCUGAUCUCCAACAACGGAAUGCUUUGAUUGAUCUACAACAACGGGAUGCUUGGGCUAAUCUAGAAGAACGGGAUGCUCUGGAUAAUCUACAAGCACAAGAUGCUUGA